UGUCAGAUGCAUUGUAGGGGGCGGUGUAGAAUCACUCCGAGUUCUAUGGAAUGCACUCCAAGCUCCCUGAAAUGAAUCUGCCCCUUACACGUUUGGAAAUUUGAGCCACUUUAGUUCAUGUUCCCUAUAUAAUGAUUACAAGGACAAUCAGUUCAUUCAAGCAAGAAGAAAGGGGGCAAUCCUGAGCAGGUAUGGCGCAUUCUUUGGGCAUUAAAAACACAUGCCUGCCUUCGAAGUCAUAUUUAUCAUCCCAUAAGACAUUUCAAUUUAUGCCACACUCAUCAUAUCUGUUAAACGUAAUCAAAUGUCGCAACUCGUCUCCUGUAUUUCCCGUAUUUAUGAACAAGCUGGAUGGUAAGAGAAGCUACAGCGUUUUGAAGAUAAAUUGCCUAUCGGGGUCUUCUUCAGCGGAGAUACAGGAUUCUAUCAAGACCGAAAUCUCCCAGAAUCCUGUUGUAAUCUACUCCAAAUCUUGGUGCCCGUAUUGCCAGGAAGCAAAAGGUUUGUUCCGAGGACUUGGUGUGAAGCCUUUUGUUGUAGAACUUGAUGAGUUAGGGACUGGAGAAUUCCAAGCACAAGAUGCACUAAAGGCACUAACGGGGCAAUCAACAGUACCAAAUAUCUUUAUUGGUGGAAAGCACAUUGGAGGUUGCAGUGAUACAUUGGAGUUGCACCAAAAUGGGGAACUCGCUUCCUUGCUCUCAGCAGCUGGGGUCAAUGUUUCUUAAUAGUGAGAUGAGAUGGAGAGUAAUGGGUUACGGUUCCUUGGAAAUUUAAUUUUAUUGAAUUCCUGUUAGACAGUAAAUCAGGGUUGUACUUGAGGUGUUUAUUGACUUAAAAAGUAAAUUUUAAACUGAGACUUUCACACAUGAAUUAGGAUCAGUAACUUUUUACUAGUGCUACCUUACCAAGAUGGUCAAGCUGCGUUUUGUAAAUCAGAAUUGCAGAAGUAAUACUGAUAAGCAAAUUCUAUGCAUCAAAUUCUCAA
Cryptomeria japonica (Japanese cedar) is the source of this 988-nucleotide messenger RNA. RefSeq names its product monothiol glutaredoxin-S10. Bases 192 to 728 code for a protein of 178 amino acids. The transcript is spliced from 5 exons. NCBI's taxonomy places the organism in Eukaryota, Viridiplantae, Streptophyta, Pinopsida, Cupressales, Cupressaceae. Gene Ontology annotation, molecular function: glutathione disulfide oxidoreductase activity. Gene Ontology annotation, biological process: cellular response to oxidative stress. The record is from RefSeq and is a predicted model, not a curated record. Gene Ontology annotation, cellular component: cytoplasm.